AUGCACUCUACGCACAAGAAGAUCAAGGUUAGCAUAAGGCUGAGGCCUUCGGAAGGAGAGGGAGAUAUAUGGCGGACGUCUGACGAUGGCCUGUGGCAUGUCCAUGGACAGAAGAGAGUGGUGUACAGCGGAUUCAGAAGCGUCCUGUCUGGGAUGACGAACGCAGAGGUCUACAAGCUGUGUGUAAAAGAAGAGAUCCAGAAGUUCCUGGGAGAAGAGAACUGCACGGUGUUUGCAUAUGGGCAGACGGGGUCUGGAAAGACAUACACAAUGUUGGGAGGGGACGAGGAGGGGAUCAUGAAGCUGGCCAUCCGGGACAUCCUGAGCAGGAGGCCCGUGGGGAUAUCGUACCUGGAAAUCUACAACGAAAAGCUUUUUGAUCUUUCAAGUUGCAAUGAGGUGCAGAUGUUCAGUGUUGGGAACAGAAAUGUGAUUUCGAACCUAUGGGUUGAGCAUGUAAGCAACUGGGAGGAUGCGGCGCCUUUUAUCGAGAGGUGCGAGAAAAACAGAAGGCUUGGAACCACGGAGUUUAACACAAAAAGCAGCAGAUCGCACACAGUGAUACAGGUAACGUAUAGUAGUAACAGCACGGUCAGGACGCUGAACAUGAUAGACCUUGCUGGAAGCGAAAGAGCAAGCAGGUCAACAGACAGGAGGAGAGAGGGCUCGUUUAUCAACAAAAGCCUUCUUGCUCUUUGCACGGUGAUCAACAGCAUAGGGAAUGGAAAGUACUUGGGGUUUCGGAACUCCAAGCUGACCCGGGUGCUCCAGCCAUCGUUGGACGGGAGCACGAACCUUGUUGCAAUCUGCACGCUGUCACCGCACGAGGACUGCAUCGAAGAGUCUGUGAGCACGCUGAAGUUUGCGGCAAGGCUGUGCAGCCUUGAGCUGAAGAUUGAGGAGACCCUGAUACCCGGCAGCGAAAACAUGGGGCAUGGAGACGUCUUCAUUGAGAGGAGCUCCGGACACGGAUUGAAACACAGAUGCUGCAAAGGGUUUCAUCCUGAACGCCCUAAAGAGACAGGAGGUGUUUUGGACAAGAUGGAAUCCAUGACUCUCGAAAAGUGUUUUGGGUCUUACGGGCUUGAGGAUGUGAAGAGUAAGGAGGAGCCUCCUGGGUGUGGGGCGCUGUGCAGCGAGAAAGACUCGAUGAGCCAGGUGCUCAAGGCGCUUGGAUCGGUUAUCAUCGAGAGUCUUCAAUGCAAAGUUGAGCUUCUGGAGGAGCUGAAUGCAAUAGGGAACGAUAGAAUACACUUACUAGAGAAGAUGGUGGAGGAGCUGCUUGACAAGAGUCCGUCCCGGAGGAUGAGCGAGAUAUUCAUACUGGAGAAGUACAGAUUCAACCUCCGUAGAAAGAUGGUUGGGAGAAAGUGA
Encephalitozoon cuniculi GB-M1 is the source of this 1374-nucleotide messenger RNA. RefSeq lists its product as uncharacterized. The transcript has a single exon. The record is from RefSeq and is marked provisional. Gene Ontology annotation, biological process: microtubule-based movement. The coding region runs from base 1 to 1374 and encodes 457 amino acids. Gene Ontology annotation, molecular function: microtubule binding; microtubule motor activity; ATP binding. Lineage: Eukaryota; Fungi; Microsporidia; Unikaryonidae.